Messenger RNA from Cladocopium goreaui, 1857 nucleotides. NCBI's taxonomy places the organism in Eukaryota, Dinophyceae, Suessiales, Symbiodiniaceae. The record is from the annotation of a GenBank genome assembly.
AUGGUCGCUUGGAGGGUCGGAUCCCUGGCCUUUCGAAGUGAGAGAAAAAGGCAGUGGCAGGACAUGCAGAGAAAGGCGGAGGACGCCAACUUUUCCCUCCUUGAUAAAGAGGAAGCAAUUCAAGCCAAAACUGCUGAGGUCCUCUUCUGCUCGUCUGCCCAACAAUUCCUGUCACUGAUUGUGAAGCAGUGGCGACGUUUGGCUUUUAAGGAGAAGCGGUCCAGAGAAGUGGAGUUGCUCCGUCAACGAUCUCAGGUCAGGCUCCAGGAACAGCAACGUAGGCUGGAACAAGCCCAACUUGCUACCGUUCGGUAUCGCAAUCACGCUUUUGCCUCCUGCUUCGCGACCAGUGCUGUUGGCUCCACUAAUUGGUUGCGAUUAUUCCUGUGGGAUUGGAGACGCGCUGUCACUUCUUCGACGUCGAUCAAGAUUUUACGACUGUGGUAUAUCGUUGCUGCCAUGGAGAUCUUCAAGUGCAAGCACUGGCUGCUGGAAUUCUGCCUGCGUCUUUGGUCCGCACUGGUUCGCAUCCCACUCAUGAAGAAGGCCCAAUCCCAGCUCCAGCCAAUACUUGUGCUCCAUGAGGAGGCAUCCAUCGAGGCCAGAAUUGUUGCAGGCGAAUCGUUCCUGUUGCAAUACAUUGUGAUUUGCGCAUGGAGAAGGUUCCUUUGGGCAGAGCUUCUCAAACUUGAGGUAAAACAUGUUUGCCACCAGUGGAACACAGAGGAGCUCAAUUUGGCCCGAGCUCUUCACCGCGUCCAAAACCGCGUCGGUACGAUUUGGGCAUGGGCAGAUCUUUCCAUGCGAAAACUCCAUGCGCGCGAGGACUUGUGUGAUGCUCUGCUUGCCUGGGCACAGGAAACUCGGUGUUCAAGUGAAGAGGCGCGCCUUCGCAAAGCAUUUGAAGAGGCCCAAAUGGGUCCGGAACUGCAACGCCGCUUUGAAGGCAUAGUCUGUGCCCGUUGGCGAGAGAGGAGUUUGAGACUUCAUCACCGAGAAGAUCAACAUAGUUGCUUGGUGUCCACCUUUUUAUGGUGGCGCAUGGCAGCGUUGCAUGAAGGAGUGACCAGAAGACGACGCCGCAGUCGCCAGCGUGCUGUGACUCUUGCAGAGCAGUGGACAGGAAGUUGUCAUCUCCAAACCCAGCGUUUGGUUUUUGACAGUUGGCAGACGCUUCUAUGCUCCGCCAGGCAGCGCUGGCUUGACCGGAGACGUGCGUGGUUGGAGCAAAUGCUUGAGGGCCAUUUCCCUGGCGCUGCUUCACCCAGUUCCGUGCCACAGCUGCCGGAUCAAGUACAUCAGCACCCCUUCUCUACCAGUCUUGCUUCACCCAGUUCCGGGCCGCAGCUGCCGGAUCAAGUACAUCAGCACCCCUUCUCUACCAGUCUUGCUUCACCCAGUUCCGUGCCACAGCUGCCGGAUCAAGUACAUCAGCAACCCUUCUCUACCAGUCUUGCUUCACCCAGUUCCGGGCCACAGCUGCCGGAUCAAGUACAUCAGCACCCCUUCUCUACCAGUCUUGCUUCACCCAGUUCCGGGCCGCAGCUGCCGGAUCAAGUACAUCAGCAACCCUUCUCUACCAGUCUUUUGGUCUGGUUGCAAGAAAUUGAGGCUUCACCCAGUUCCGUGCCACAGCUGCCGGAUCAAGUACAUCAGCAACCCUUCUCUACCAGUCUUGCUUCACCCAGUUCCGGGCCACAGCUGCCGGAUCAAGUACAUCAGCAACCCCUCCCUACCAGUCCUGUAAAGCAAGCGUCUGCUUCGCAAUUGAUUGAUACGGAAUUUGCUGCCAAAUUGCAGCAGUUCACCUUCGGCUUGAAACUGGGAAGUCUUGAGAGCCUUCAGUCGUCUAACUGA